AUGUAUGGUGCCUUUGGAAAGUCCCAGGGCACAGUGGCCAAGGUCAACAUUGGCCAAAUCAUCAUGUCCAUCUGUGCCAAGCUGCGGAAAAGGGGGCAUGUAACUGAGGCCCUAGACAGGGCCAGGUUCAAGUUCCCUGACUGCCAGAAGAUCCACAUCUCCAAGAAGUGGGGCUUUACUAAGUUUAAUGGGGACGAAUUUGAAAACAUGGUGGCUGAAAAGCGGCUCAUCCCAGAGGGCUGUGGGUUCAAACGCACCCCUAAUCAGGGCGCCCUGGACAAAUGGCUGGCCCUGCGUUCCUGA
Messenger RNA from Mustela erminea (ermine), 303 nucleotides. RefSeq names its product 60S ribosomal protein L10-like. The transcript has a single exon. Lineage: Eukaryota; Metazoa; Chordata; Mammalia; Carnivora; Mustelidae. Gene Ontology annotation, cellular component: ribosome; cytosolic large ribosomal subunit. Bases 1 to 303 code for a protein of 100 amino acids. Gene Ontology annotation, molecular function: structural constituent of ribosome. The record is from RefSeq and is a predicted model, not a curated record. Gene Ontology annotation, biological process: ribosomal large subunit assembly; translation.